This is a messenger RNA of Tetrapisispora phaffii CBS 4417, 1896 nucleotides long. RefSeq lists its product as uncharacterized. Gene Ontology annotation, cellular component: cytoplasm. Bases 1 to 1896 code for a protein of 631 amino acids. The transcript has a single exon. The record is from RefSeq and is a predicted model, not a curated record. Lineage: Eukaryota; Fungi; Ascomycota; Saccharomycetes; Saccharomycetales; Saccharomycetaceae. Gene Ontology annotation, molecular function: protein serine/threonine kinase activity; ATP binding. Gene Ontology annotation, biological process: intracellular signal transduction; protein phosphorylation.
AUGAUGAGUUCGGGUGAUCAUAAGAGCAGACACGGGAGUAGGCAUCAUAGCAGCUCGUUGCUGUCAGAUGGUUCUAAAAUAGGGAAUUAUCAAAUUGUAAAGACUUUAGGGGAAGGUUCGUUCGGUAAAGUGAAGUUAGCAUUCCAUUCUACAACAAGACAGAAGGUUGCGUUGAAGAUCAUUAAUAAGAAAGUGUUGUCAAAGAGUGACAUGCAAGGGAGAAUUGAAAGAGAAAUAUCAUACUUGAGACUGUUGAGACACCCACAUAUUAUUAAACUGUACGACGUCAUUAAAUCCAAAGAUGAGAUUAUUAUGGUCAUUGAAUAUGCAGACCAUGAGCUUUUUGACUACAUUGUCCAAAGGGAGAAGAUGAGUGAGAAUGAAGGGCGUAGGUUUUUCCAACAGAUAAUUAGUGCUGUGGAGUAUUGUCACAGACAUAAGAUUGUUCAUAGAGAUUUGAAACCAGAGAAUUUACUAUUAGAUGAACACUACAACGUCAAGAUUACAGAUUUUGGUUUGUCGAAUAUCAUCACAGAUGGCAAUUUUUUGAAGACUUCAUGUGGGUCUCCAAACUAUGCAGCUCCAGAAGUUAUUAGUGGUAAAUUGUAUGCUGGUCCAGAGGUCGAUGUUUGGUCUUGUGGUGUUAUAUUGUAUGUGCUACUAUGUCGUCGUUUACCAUUCGAUGAUGAAAGUAUUCCCACACUUUUUAAAAAUAUUAACAAUGGUGUUUAUACAAUCCCAAACUUCUUGAGUGAGGGUGCAGCAAGUUUAAUUAAAAAAAUGUUGAUUGUCAAUCCAAUGAACAGAAUAACUAUUGGUGAUAUUAUUCAAGAUCCAUGGUUCAAAGUUGACUUGCCAGAGUAUUUGGUACCUAGUGAAAAGGAUGCCAUCAAAAUAAAUGGUACUAACAAUAAUGCUGAGAAUCUACAGAAUCUAACAGCUGCGGAUAUUGAUGAGGAGGCAAUAGACAUUUUAACAAAAACAAUGAACUAUAGCAAAGAAGAAAUCUACGAAUCUUUACAAUCCGGCGAUGUUGAUACCAAUCCAAGUCAUCACGAAAUCAAGGAAGCAUAUUUGUUAAUCAAGGAAAACCAAAACUUAAUAAAUACUUUAAAGAAAGGUGAUAAUAUUAAGCAACUUGAUACCUUCUUAUCUCAAUCACCACCUUCUUUCCAAAAAUACAAUGAACAAAAUGGCACAACUGGUAUGAGUAUCUCCAAACCGACUCAUUCCGGGAAGGAUAGAAGAAACCUAAAUAAUAUUCCAGGCAUUUCUGAUGCGCAGAGACCGGUACAUGUACCUUCAUCUAAGCAUCAAUUUAUUCCAGAAGAAAAUAAUCAACAAAGAACCUACUUGCCGAAAACAUUCCCAGAUGAAGACAAACAAGCCGAUUCUACUAUCACUAUUCUACCUUCUUCUUUACCUCAAAUACAUAGAACAAAUAUGGUCUCACAAGGUUUGGUAGGUACCUCCAAUGUGACUCCAUUGCCAGUCAAGAAAUCUAAGCUCAAAUGGCAUUUUGGUAUCAGAUCCAGAUCAUACCCAUUAGAUGUCAUGAGUGAAAUUUACGCCGCGUUGAAAACAUUAGGAGCCCACUGGGCUAAACCAUCCGAAGAAGAGCUGUGGACCAUACGAGUAAGUUGGAGGUACAACAACAACUCCACUCAAAACAGAGAAAAUAUUCCAGAUUUAAUGAAAAUGAUUGUUCAAUUGUUUCAAAUCGAAACAAAUAAUUAUUUAGUUGAUUUUAAAUUCGAUGGAUGGGAAUUUAGUGAUGGCAGAGGAGUUCCUCAAGGAAACAUUUCGGAAGACGAAAUAGGAGCCUUCUCAGCUUAUCCAUUCCUACACUUAACAACUAGAUUAAUCAUGGAACUGGCAGUAAAUAGUCAAGGUUAA